AUGGACAGUCGAGAUCUUAACGAUUGGCUAAAUAAGGACUAUGGCGGGGGCAGCAGAAGGAUAUCAGUGGAAGUAGACGAUGACGACGUGGAUGACUAUGCCCCGACAAGAAACGUUCUAAAAAUAAACCAUGCACAAAGACCGGAAGACAUACAAGUGGAGUCGCUCUUACAAGGGCCGUCAUAUGCUCCAGCAAAGAAGUUCAGUUACGGUGGUCCAGUACGAGGCACGAGCGCAUUAGAUGUGUUACUAGAGCGACUGGAGCGUAAUGAACGGCCCUCACAGCAAGAUGUCACGCAGGCUCGACGUGAGUUUAUCGCCAUGAAGGAAAGCAUGGCGGAUUUUGAAAAAAAAGACAGGAACGUGCCUGAGCAUUGGAGCAAUGAAGCAAAAUCUGAGAUUAAACAAGUGCUUGAGAAGAACAAGUUUUUACAAUCGCAAAUUCAUCACAAGGAAGUGCUUCUAGCUGACUUUCAAAGGAGAAUAGAGAUGCUGCGCAAGUUACCAGAAAGUAUGGUCGUGAAGGGCGUGACAGUUGAAGACUACGCCCCACGUGACCAGGUUGUGGACAACUUUUCCGACCUGUACAUGAUUGAAUGGGCCGCAGCAUUUAACCACUUGAAAUCCACCUGGGCUGACGAGACAAACAUAUUGGCUACGCUAUUUAAAAUCGUGAAAGAAGCAUACAAAUUUAGCAUCGGCAUAGCUGAAGAUCAAAAUUCCACAUUCUUUGAUCUGGCUGCCAAAAUGAAGGACUUGAUGUUACGACCUUCAUAUGCCCAGCCAAGGACAACACUGAAAUACAAACCGACGGGGGAGCACAGUCUGGAUACACAGAAGACGUUAGAGCAGGGAUCCCAACUACUGGAUGACUUCAAGAGCAUCUUGUGCUCACAGACCAUUCCCGGAUUGCAAGAGUUGUUCGUGAACGUUGUGUUACCGCAAUUAAUGGCAAGCAAAAACACACCCGAACAAGUGACGGCGUUGGCCAAGCGCGCGACACAGUUGACGUGGCUCAUGGCCAUGCACAAGCCUCGCUUGCAUCUGCACUGGAUUGAACCUUCGGAAAAGGUCGUGCCUAAGUAUUUCGAAUUCUUCAACAAGAAAGCGGGCAAACGAGCAUUUACAACUGUUUGGCCGGCGGUCCUAUCCCAGGUGGGCGGAGAUGUUUUGACCAAAGGUGUUGUGUUAGCCGGUGCUCAGAAAGAAAAACUUAAAUUUUGAAAGAUUGUAAUUUUAUCAUGUUUAAUAUAACCGUGAUUUUUGUGUCAUAGCAAAUAAGUAGGGCCACUUUUUGUUUUUCCUUGUUUAUAAAUUUGUCAUCAAUAAAAACGUCGUUUAAAGAGA
Molecule: messenger RNA, 1347 nt
Organism: Dreissena polymorpha
Lineage: Eukaryota; Metazoa; Mollusca; Bivalvia; Myida; Dreissenidae
Exons: 8
Coding region: 1-1224 (407 amino acids)
Source: RefSeq, a predicted model, not a curated record